Molecule: messenger RNA, 897 nt
Organism: Nanorana parkeri
Lineage: Eukaryota; Metazoa; Chordata; Amphibia; Anura; Dicroglossidae
Product: arf-GAP with Rho-GAP domain, ANK repeat and PH domain-containing protein 1-like
Exons: 4
Molecular function (GO): protein binding
Source: RefSeq, a predicted model, not a curated record
AGAGUCCUGACGCCAGCUUUCUAGACGGACCCCUACAAGGUACAGCUUAGGAGCAGUGAUGAAGUGAAGGUCGUUCACGAUGUCUGACGGCUCCUCCCUCCCGGUGUCCGAAUGGCUCCAGACCAUCAAAUUGGAUCAGUACAGCGAGCUCUUUGAGGAACAUGACCUGCGCACGGUGUCGGACUUGCGUCACCUGACCGAUGACUUCCUGCUGCACAUCGGCGUCCAGCUCCCGGGACACCGCAAGCGCAUCCUGGCGUCCAUCCACAAGUCCGUCCCCCAGGAGCCGCUGUCGGAAAAUGACGGUAGCAGGCCGGUCCCUAAGAAGCGGAACGUCUUCUGCAUGACCUCCCCCCAGCCUGAGUGUCCGGGACUCCACGUAGAGCCAGCUGCUCCUCCAGAGCCUCAGGAGAGUGAGAGGAGCGUCCGCGCACCGCCCCCCAUCCCGCCAAGGGUGACGCGUGUUCCGCCGCUAAGAUUCUCCACCACUCCACCCAAAUCUGUCUCUCCGAUCAGCGUGCCGGAAUCUCAUCCCUCUGAGGAGGAUCUCUCCAGCCCCACCGUGGCCACCUUCUGUCCUUCUCCGUUCACUCCGGAUGCUUUUGGGUAUAAGGAGAUCGAUGAAGAGGAGGAGGAGCCUCCGAAAGUGGCGGCUCCACCCCUGCCGCUUAAACGCCACAAGUUGCCAGAAUCGAAGAGUAAGACCCCCCCGCCACUUCCGGUGCGACCUCCGAAACCCACCCCACCGCUGCCCAGCAGACCUCAGGUUGCUGAUGAGAAGGGAAAUGAGCCAUCCCAGAGGGACAUUGGACGUCCAGUAAAUGAGAAUAUUCGCUUCCCUUUCUGCCGUUCUCUCUUCACACUCGGCGACCUCAGCGAUGGCAACAGGAAGUGCUG